Messenger RNA from Polyodon spathula (Mississippi paddlefish), 5958 nucleotides. RefSeq names its product phospholipid-transporting ATPase IA. Gene Ontology annotation, cellular component: plasma membrane. Gene Ontology annotation, molecular function: ATP binding; ATP hydrolysis activity; magnesium ion binding. Gene Ontology annotation, biological process: phospholipid translocation. The coding region runs from base 290 to 3739 and encodes 1149 amino acids. The record is from RefSeq and is a predicted model, not a curated record. Lineage: Eukaryota; Metazoa; Chordata; Actinopteri; Acipenseriformes; Polyodontidae. The transcript is spliced from 36 exons.
CAGUUCAUGUCUGGAAACUAACGGGGUUUGCAUUGCAGAGGGCUGCUCCUUCGUCACAGCCGAAGGGGAAAUGUUUAGUUUCGUAGCUUCUAAGUGCCCCUGCAUUUGGAUUUGCCAUACUCUCAUUUGUAACUCGAUGUAAAUGUCAAAUAAAAAAAAAAAGUGGCCUUACUUUCCCACACACAGUAUUUUUCUGGUUUUAAUAUUAAGCGACGCAUAAAACAACGGCAGUGAGAGCUAAUCCGCAGUUGGCAGGUGUCUUUGCAGGCUAUGUUUAUUAUUGAUUAAGAUGCCUGCUGUCCAGAAAACAGUGUCCGACCUCCGCUCCAGGGUUGAAGGUUAUGAGAAGACCGAGGAUGCUUCAGAGAAAACAUCAUUAGCAGAUCAAGAAGAUGGGAGGUUAAUAUUUAUUAACCAACCGCAGUUUACUAAAUUCUGCGGCAACCAUGUCAGCACUGCCAAGUACAACGUUCUUACAUUCCUCCCAAGGUUCCUUUAUUCCCAGUUCAGAAGGGCAGCAAAUUCGUUUUUCCUUUUCAUUGCACUUCUCCAGCAAAUUCCUGAUGUUUCACCGACUGGUCGUUACACUACCCUGGUUCCAUUGUUGUUUAUCCUUAUUGUAGCAGCAGUGAAGGAGUUCAUAGAAGACCUUAAGCGGCAUAAUGCUGACAGUGUUGUGAACAAGAAAGAAACACAAGUGUUAAGAAAUGGUGCUUGGGAGAUCGUCUUUUGGGAAAAGGUGGCAGUGGGGGAGAUAGUCAAAGCAACCAAUGGGGACCAUCUCCCAGCAGAUCUCGUCCUUCUUUCAUCAAGUGAGCCCCAGGCUAUGUGCUACAUUGAAACAUCAAACCUAGAUGGAGAAACCAACCUUAAGAUCAGACAGGGCUUGCAGAUAACAUCAGAAAUAAGAGAUCUUGACAGUUUAAUGAGACUUUCUGGCCGCAUGGAAUGUGAAAGCCCCAAUCGUCAUCUAUAUGAUUUUGUGGGCAACAUAAGAAUUGAUGGUCACAGCACUGUUCCACUGGGUCCAGAUCAGAUUCUGUUAAGAGGCGCUCAGCUGAGAAAUACCCAGUGGAUUCAUGGAAUAGUUGUCUACACGGGUCACGAUACGAAACUGAUGCAGAACUCUACAAGACCACCCCUAAAGCUAUCAAAUGUGGAAAGAAUCACAAACAUUCAAAUUCUUAUUUUGUUUGGUUGUCUGCUCGCCAUCUCCCUGGUCUGUGCAAUUGGUCAAACUAUAUGGAAAGGGAAGCACGGCGAUGGAGCUUGGUACAUGGAUUUAAACUAUGGUGGUGCAGCCAAUUUUGGAUUGAAUUUCCUGACCUUUAUCAUUCUCUUCAAUAAUCUCAUCCCUAUCAGCCUGUUGGUUACCCUAGAAGUCAUUAAAUUUAUCCAAGCAUUCUUCAUAAAUUGGGAUGUUGAUAUGCAUUAUGAGGUGACGAAUACUCCUGCAAUGGCGCGCACUUCCAACCUCAAUGAAGAGCUUGGACAGGUGAAAUAUAUAUUUUCAGACAAAACUGGAACCUUGACCUGCAACGUGAUGCACUUUAAGAAGUGCACGAUAGCGGGAAUUGCAUAUGGGCAUGGCGCAAAUUCAUCUAAUGAAAAAGGAUUUAUUGAUCCAAGUUUGCUGGAAAAUCUCCAAAACAACCACCCUACAGCAUCAAUAAUCUUGGAGUUCAUGACAAUGAUGGCAGUCUGUCAUACAGCAGUCCCGGAGAGAACAGAUGACAAGACUGUUUACCAGGCUGCAUCUCCAGAUGAAGGUGCUUUAGUAAGAGCAGCUAAGAACCUGGGCUUUGUGUUCUCUGGUCGGACACCUGACGCUGUGAUAAUAGAAGCUCUUGGACAAGAAGAGAGAUAUGAACUGUUGAAUGUUUUGGAAUUCACAAGCACUAGAAAAAGGAUGUCUGUAAUCAUCCGUACACCAGCAGGGAGAAUACGAUUGUACUGCAAAGGAGCUGAUACAGUGAUUUACGAUCGUCUUGCAGACGGGUCCAGAUAUAAGGAAAUUACUUUAAAGCAUUUGGAACAGUUUGCUACAGAAGGAUUAAGAACCUUGUGCUAUGCUGUUUGUGACAUAUCUGAAGCUGCUUACCAGGAAUGGUUACAACUGUAUCACCGAGCAUCUACUGCUCUGCAGAACAGGGUGCUGAAACUAGAAGAGAGCUACGAGCUGAUCGAGAAGAAUCUACAGUUGCUUGGAGCCACAGCCAUUGAAGAUAAGCUGCAGGACAAAGUGCCUGAAACCAUAGAAACUCUGAUGAAAGCAGACAUUAAGAUCUGGAUUCUAACCGGGGACAAGCAGGAAACUGCAGUAAACAUAGGACACUCUUGCAAACUUUUGACGAAAAACAUGGGUUUGAUUGUGAUAAACGAAGGCACACUUGAUGGAUCAAGGGAAACCCUGAGCCGCCACUGUGCUGCACUGGGCGAUGCUUUGCAUAAGGAGAAUGACUAUGCUCUCAUCAUAGACGGUAAAUCGCUGAAAUAUGCCUUGACAUUUGGAAUAAGACAGUACUUCCUGGAUCUUGCACUGUCUUGCAAAGCUGUGAUCUGCUGCAGAGUGUCCCCCCUUCAGAAAUCUGAAGUAGUUGAGAUGGUGAAGAAGCAAGUAAAGGUGAUCACACUGGCCAUCGGUGAUGGAGCCAAUGACGUGGGCAUGAUCCAGACUGCACAUGUUGGUGUUGGCAUUAGUGGAAACGAGGGACUACAGGCUGCUAAUUCUUCUGACUACUCCAUAGCUCAGUUUAAGUAUUUGAAGAACUUGCUGCUUGUUCAUGGAGCAUGGAAUUAUAACAGAGUGGCAAAGUGCAUCCUCUACUGUUUCUAUAAGAAUAUAGUCCUGUACAUUAUUGAGAUUUGGUUUGCCUUUGUGAAUGGUUUCUCUGGUCAGAUUCUGUUUGAGCGUUGGUGCAUUGGUCUGUACAAUGUGAUAUUUACUGCCCUGCCUCCUCUUACUCUGGGAAUAUUUGAGAGAUCUUGCCGCAAGGAAAAUAUGCUGAAAUACCCAGAGCUGUAUAAAAACACACAGAAUGCAAUGGGCUUUAACACCAAGGUUUUCUGGGCGCAUUGUCUGAAUGGCCUCUUCCACUCAGUUAUUCUGUUUUGGUUUCCACUGAAAGCCUUUCAGCAUGAUACAGUGUUUGCAAAUGGAAAAACUCCAGACUAUCUGCUCUUAGGAAACAUGGUUUAUACUUUUGUGGUAAUCACAGUAUGCUUGAAGGCUGGAUUAGAAACUUCAUCUUGGACUAUGUUCAGUCACAUCGCGAUCUGGGGAAGCAUAGCAAUCUGGGUGGUGUUUUUUGGAAUCUACUCUUCACUGUGGCCUGUAAUUUCGUUGGCACCUGACAUGUCUGGAGAGGCUGACAUGAUGUUUAGUUCAGGCGUGUUUUGGAUGGGUCUUCUCAUUAUCCCUGUGGCAUCCCUGCUGUUUGAUGUGACAUACAAAGUAGUGCAGAAAAGCUGUUUUAAGACUUUGGUGGAUGAAGUGCAGGAGGUGGAAGGAAAGUCUCAGGAUCCAGGAGCAGUUGUACAUGGAAAAGGCCUCACUGAACGAGCCCAGCUUCUAAAGAAUGUCUUUAAGAAGAGCAGUGUCAGCUUGUACCGUUCCGAGUCCAUGCAGCAAAAUCUGCUCCAUGGAUAUGCUUUCUCUCAAGAUGAGAAUGGAAUCGUCUCGCAAUCAGAAGUUAUACGAGCCUAUGACACCACUAAACAAAGACCAGACGAAUGGUGAAAUAUUGUUGCAGGAGCAUUGGUUGAAAACAACUUCCACUAGUUCAGCCAGACCAGACUGUGUGUUUGAAAGCUGUGGAAGGUCAUAGGAAGACUUUUCUAGCCUAUAAAGGUCAAUGAACAGAUUGUAUGCUUAAAAAAAAGAGAGAGAAAAAAAGUGUUCACUGCUAUAGUUGUAUUUUGAGCAGACAUAAGCAAUGUGCAAAUGUAUUUUAAAUAAUUCUGUCACACAGUAUUAACUCUGAUUCCAUAAACAGGGCUUGCAAGUUGCAAUUGUGUAAUUGGCUCUCAAGUAUUUAAAGACCAUGUUGACCUCAUUUUAUGAAACAUAAAUAACUGGGUAUAAACUACCCACUGCUACUCCAGGAGUGUAUAGCAACUUUAACUAAAAAGUAUGAUCUUAAAAGUAUUAAAACAUAAUAAUAAAUGGAAUUAACAAAUCAGAAUGGCCAUACUAUUAGAAUUUCAAAUGUUAUCCCUGAAAUCUAAUUUGCCAAAGAAACUCUCAUUGCAUAACAAUAACAUUUAUUAACAGCAUUUUAGGCAGUUACUAUGAAUGUGGUUCUAGAAUAAGAAACAAUGCAAAAUGUAGGUCCUGUUUUGAAGACCUCAUGCUAAACACUCCAUAGAAUGGGAUGUGUACAUUGAAUGAGCCUGUCCUGGCUGCUGUUUUGGCUCCUGCUUUUAAAUCUGUGACUUGGCAGUAUUUAACUAUGGCCUUAUAUGUGCACUUUUCCUUGCCUUUGUUCUAAAUUGUUUUUAAAUUUAGAUUUUUUUUUUUUUUCUUUUUUAAUUAGAUGACAUAAGGUGUUGAUGUGGCUAGCUAAAGCUGUCGUUGUCUAUGUGGUUGCUAACUGGAAUCUAAAAAUGUUAAAAUUCCUACCAUAUUCACUUUAUUGUUUGUAACGAUUUAUUGCAUUCCAUUGGUUUUUUCUGGCCUCCAGUGUUUUUUCACAGUGGUGCCUAAUCUAACUAAUGUUUGGUAUAACCAACAGUAUUUAACACAUACAUCAUUAAUUAAAGGCUGGUCAAGGUGUUUCAGUAUGACCUGUUUUAAUCAUUAAGUGUCAAAAGAUGUCAACAAAUGCUUGCUGAAAGUUUGGGAAAUUUUUACAAUUUUAACUACAAUACAGUUGACAUUUAGGGAUUGUUUUUUUUUUUUUGAGACACAGCCAUAAGCACUUCAUUUAAAUUGAAUAGCAUAACAUUUUAUUAAUGAGCGUAUAAACAAUUUUUCAAAACGGAGUCCCUUGAAGCAUAAGAGCCAAUAAAAAAUUUGACUUCAGCAAAAUGUUAUCAUUGGUUUUUAGUAUAUUUUUUACUAAACUAAAUUUGAAUAGAUCAGAUUUAAAAAAUAAAAAAUAAAAAAACUGCACACCCUGUAAUUUUACAUUGGCCUGAUUUUGUCACGUCUACUCAAAUGGUGAAAAUGUAAACUUGUUUUAUUUUUUGACAGUUUUGUCUGAGUUUGUACUUCUCUCCCUUGUGGGUGUGAUUUCUUUUUUUUUUUUUUUUGGUCUGUCUGCAUGAGUUAAAUUGUUCUGAAUGUGUUUUGUUCUAAUGCAUGGGGCACUGUUGCUAAUCUUACAAUGCGUCUACAAUGUAAAGUUACACUCACCAAAACAAAAUAUGGUUCCGAAAAUAAAUGAUGAAAAUGGUUAUCCCUCUGUUCAGUGUUGCAUGCAUUCUUUACCUUUUGAAACCAAACAUUUGCUGUUACAAGUUUAGUUUGGCAAUACAGUGUAUGUAUUAGUGUUGCUGAUAAGCAGUCUUUAUAAAUAGUCAACAGCAUGCUGCAGCUCUCUUUUGACAUUGUCUACAUUAAUAUGUGGAAGUAAAAUAGUGAAUUUAGAUGUUUGUUUGAGGAGUCUGGUGUUUUUACAUGUUCCUUUUUUAAUAGAAAACAAAGGUAAAGCAUGAACUCAACACUGGAGAAGUUUUUUAAGAAGACAGAUUGUUGCUGUUAAAUGUAUGUGAAAGUCUGUGGUUGCACGAAUAGAGUUUCAGAUUCAGUAUUUAUGAUACCCCAUAACCACUAGGUGUGGUAAAUUCUAAACAAAACGCACAUUAUUCUUUUUAUUUAUUUUUUUCUAAUAGGUUGCACAUUUUGAGUAAUGGUCUAUAUAUUUUUUUUUUUUUUCUGUGAAUCUGCACGUAGCAACUGAAACUUUUAAAUGUCCUGUCUUUAACUGUGUAAAAACAAAUACUGAAAUAAACUUU